Messenger RNA from Dermochelys coriacea (leatherback sea turtle), 5154 nucleotides. Its product is annotated as zinc finger protein 501-like. The coding region runs from base 347 to 1750 and encodes 467 amino acids. Gene Ontology annotation, molecular function: RNA polymerase II cis-regulatory region sequence-specific DNA binding; DNA-binding transcription factor activity, RNA polymerase II-specific. NCBI's taxonomy places the organism in Eukaryota, Metazoa, Chordata, Testudines, Dermochelyidae. The record is from RefSeq and is a predicted model, not a curated record. The transcript is spliced from 6 exons. Gene Ontology annotation, biological process: regulation of transcription by RNA polymerase II.
GGGGCUGGCAGACCCACGCAGGGGCGGAGAGCGGGGCUAGUUCCCGUCCACACGGAGCGCUGCUGCAGCCCGGGGUGGAGUUGCAGGGCUCUGCCCAGGAAGGGGCUGGAGCAGCCGGUGCUGGCAGGAACCAGCCAGGGCGGAAGCAGGGAAAACAAAGAACAGAAACACGGGGGCAGCUCCCGGGCUGUGCAAUGCAAGGCGCUGCUCCCGCGGGGGUCUGUGCUGGGGGGAGCCAUUAACCCCUCCCUGCCCAGCCGGGGCGGGGGAACUUUCUCCAGCUGGGAUCAGCCCCUGAGCCAGAGACUGCAGUUCAUCCCAGCCUCCUGUGGGACACAGAAGGGAAAUGGCUGCCAUGGAGCCAGUUCAGGGGCCGGUGACCUUUGAGGAGGUGGCCGUGUAUUUCACCAGGGAAGAGUGGGCUCUGCUGGACCCCGCUCAGAGAGCCCUCUACAGAGACGUCAUGCAGGAGACCUAUGAGAAUGUGACCUCGCUGGGAUUUCCAGUAUCCGGACCUGAUGUGAGCUCCCAGCUGGAACGAGGGGAAGAGCCAUUGGUCCCAGAACUCCAGGACUCAGAGGAAAGAGAGAUCCUGAGAUGCACCUACACUGGUGAUGGGAUGGUGAAUGGGAGUGUGGAGCAGAAUUCUAAAGAGGAAGAUACUGAACAAGUGGAACUGCGCAGGAUAUUAUCACGAAAAUCCAAAGGGAAUGUGCCCAGGAGUUGUGAGCAAGGUUAUGAGCAUCAGCAGAGGCCAGAGCAUCAGGGAAACCAGACAGAGGAAAAAGUGGAUAAAUCCAUUAAUUGUUGGGAAACUCACAAAGAUGUCAAGAGAACCACAGCCCGGCAGAAGAUCCUCAAAGGAGAGAGAAGAAACACAGGCACGGAGUGUGGGGAAAACUUCAGUAGAGGCUCAGACCUUAUUAACCAUGAGAGAAUUCACACAGGAGAAAGACCCUAUGAAUGCUGUGAGUGUGGGAAACGCUUUGCUCAGAGUUCAGCUCUUAUGAUACAUCAGAGAAUCCACACAGGGGAGAGACCCUACGGAUGCUGUGAGUGCGGGAAAAACUUCACUAACAGCUCAGCCCUUAUUACGCAUCAGAGAAUCCACACAGGGGAAAGACCGUAUGAAUGCAGUGAGUGUGGGAAAAGCUUCACUCAGAGCUCAAACCUUACUAUACACGAGAGAAUUCACAGGGGAGAGAGACCCUAUGAAUGCUGUGAAUGUGGGAAAAACUUUCCUCGGAGCUCAGCCCUUAUAAGACAUCAAAGAAUCCAUGCGGGGGAGAGACCAUACGAAUGCAGUGAAUGUGGGAAAAGCUUCACUGAAAGCUCAGACCUUCUUAUACAUCAGAGAGUCCACACAGGAGAAAGACCCUAUAAAUGCAGUGAGUGUGGAAAAAGCUUCACUAAGAGAUCAGUACUUGUUACUCAUCAGAGGAUUCACACAGGGGAGAGACCCUACGAAUGCGCUGAGUGCGGGAAAAGCUUCACUCAGAGCUCAGCGCUUAUUGCACAUCGGAGAAUCCACAGAGGGGAGAGACCUUAUGAAUGCAGUGAGUGCGGGAAAAGCUUCACUGACAGCUCAGCCCUGAUUCAACAUCAGAGAAUCCACAGCGGAGAGAGACCCUAUGAAUGCCGUGAGUGCGGGAAAAACUUUGCACGAAACUCAGCACUGAUUACGCAUCAGAGGAUCCACACAGAGAACUGUGCCACCAGAGAGAUCGGCUCUGAGGCUCCUGUACAGUGAAUGGGGAGAGAUCAACGCCUAGACUCCUGAACCGUCAAUGGGGAGAAAUUGGCACCUUGGAAUGGGAUCCACAAAACCUGUCAUGCUAGGAUGCCCAUGACCGGGAAAUACUGAGCCCAACCCUCUGACAGAGAGCGGUGGAUCUCUGCUUCUGAUCCACAGACUGGGAACCAGCCGGCUUAGGUGCCUAAGUCAUUUCUGCUGAGAAUGAGGGAGGCACCUGCCUCAUUCCACCCCCAGCAUCCAGAGGAGAAGGCAGGCAGGCACCUACCAUAUCACGGUUAGCCUCGUGGGCAGAGAAAUCAGUCCUAAACUUUUCCUGAGGGCAACCCAACUGAAGUUUGACUUUUUGGGGACCCACCAUUAUCCCUUCUCUCCUCUCCCCUCUCCUCCCCUGCUCCCCUGAACCACCCUGCUGGUCUCCCUUCCCUCCCCAUCACCUCUCAAGCCGCCAGCUUCUUGCUUAUCCCUUCUCUCCCCUUACAGUCGUCGCGGUUUACGGCCGCAAGGGAGCAGCAGAUCAUCUGGGUCUGGCCUCAUGUAUAGCACAGGCCACCGACAUCACCCAGCACCGCACAGUAACCGUCAACCACAGGGAUACCCCGGGAGCCUGAGCCAUUCUGUGCCCCAGCCAGAGAACAGGAGGGACCCAGGUGCACCAGUGGCUGAUGCCAGCAGGGAAAUGCUGAUGAGAGAUAUGCCCAGAUAAUCAUAGCAAGUGACUCACAUGCCAUGCUGCAGAAGACGCUGGGGAUGAUAGCUUCCAUGAAAUGUCUGGUUGGCCUCGUGGGGGAUGGGAGGCAUCACAGCUACCAUGAAAUUAAUGGCUGGGCUUGUCAGGAUCAUGGCUCCCACACAUUGCCUGGCUGGGGAAACACAGCUCUCAAGAAACGCAUGGCUGGACCGGUGGGAAGCAGGGCGCCCAUAAAAUGCCUGGCUGAAUUUGUGGGGAUUAUGGAUCCCACAAAAACGCCUGGCUGGGGUGGUGAGGAUCAGGGCUCUUGUGACAUCUGUGGCAGGGCUGUUGCAGAUCCCCAGCUCGCACAAAGCCUGGCUUCAGUGGUGGGAUAACAGUUCCCACAAAAUGCCUGACUUGGCUCUUGGAAAUCAGAGCUCCCACAAAGUACCUGGCUGGUCUGGUGGGGAUCACGGCCCCCGCGAAAGGCCUGGCUUUGCUUGUGGGAAUUCCAGCUCACAAAGAAAUGACUUGCUGGGGUAUCACGGCUCCCAUGAAAAGCCGGGCUGGGCUGGUAGGGAUCACUACUACUACGAAAUUCCUGGAUUGGCUGAUGGGGAUUAGGGCUCCCUCAAAGGGCCUGGCUGGGCCGGUGGAGCUUGUAAAUGUGCAGUGCUCACUCAGACGAUAACCCUGGUGCUCACCAGGCUAAAGGAACUGGACCUGCCAAACAGCAAACGUUUCAGGCUUCAUGGGAAUUAUAAACUCCGUUGUAAGUCCCUUGAUUGGUGAAAUACAGAACUCAGAACAGCUGUGAACUCUAUAGGCUAGGGGUGUGGGUCAGAGAUUUCAUCAUCCAGUGCUGGACCAGUGAUACCCUGGGGAUGAGUAUAAUCAGUGGACUUGGAGAGCUAUGUUAGGUCCACCCCGUUAUACCCCAUAGAACCUCCCAAUAGGAGCAAGACCUGAACCCAGGGUAGCGUGGACCAGGCUAUUUCAGUCAACACAACAGUCUAGUCCCUGCAUUCCUUUCAUUUGGCCAAUGGCAAGGCUCAGCGGCCAAGAUACUGAAGACGAGUUCAUAAACAGGGGAGAAUAAAGUGCAGUUCUAUGUUUAUUAUCUUGCUGUGAUUCCAGAUUAAAUGUACUCAGGUUAGAAACAAAGAUAAAAAAAAUUCAUAAGUGUCAGGCUGGAAAUCUCAGCCUAGGAUCUGACAUUUUAGACAAUACUAGAAUCAUGCAUGUCUUUCUCUUUUUUUUUUGGUUAAAUAUCAGAUUUUAGCCUUCUAGGUCAUUAAGGAAACAUGAUUUGAAAGGCUCAAAAAGUAGGAAAGAAAUAGUAUUACACCCCUCCCCUCCUCCCCCAAUGUAGCAUUUCUUAAAUGAUUCUUGAUUUUUAAGGCAUCCUCAGGACUUUUGAGGCCUGACUCCUAGUUACUGCGAGCUGGGAAGUGCAAAAAUAAUGUGUAUUUUAGUUAAUCACCACCUGGGCAGUCCCUGCUGUGAGAGACAUGCCUCACCGGCUGUCAAGACCAGAAGUUGUGGGAGCGAGCAGAAGCCUGCCGGGCACCAAGCGAUGGUACUCUGCCUUGCCCUUGUGACGAUGGCUGCCUGAAAUCUCCACCACUUACUGCUUUGCAAGCGGAGUCACUCUGGAAUGCAACCCCGGCUGCUCCCAACCCUGCCCUCGGGAGCUACCGUAGCCCAGCAGGCAUGAGGCAUGCUUCAGCGAGGACCAUUGCAACAGGAGGAGGAGUGGAUCUACAACCUAUCCUGAACUAUACAAAUAUUUGUUUUGCAACUGUAAACCCAUCAGGAGGGAGGCAUCAUUAAGUGUGACAUACUGGUCUAUCACCAGAGGUGUCAUCUUCUCUCCAUCAAAAGGCAGCCCAUAGACACCAGACAAGCCUCAGUGGGCAAAAGAUUUGUUGAUUCUCCCCCCACAGCCAGGAAAAGGAGAGCUCACCCCAUCAGCUUGAACUCUGGCGGAGGGGGGGGGAAGGGAAUAAAAAUCCUGGUUAGAAGAACAAUUAUGUCUACGCUGCUUCAACUCUGAGGUUGCAAAGAACCCAGCCAAGUCAGGCAGCCACGCCCAGGCUUCUGCCCCCAGCAAGCGCAGCUGGGACAGGAAAUGGGCAGAGACGAGGAGAAUUGUUUGUAAUGUUUUAUUGACAGUACGUAACUGGAAAGCUGGAGAGUAGAAGGCAUAGGGGAAAGGAGAUCCCCAGCCACUGAGAACAGUCCUCUUAAUGGCACCACAGUAGCACAGACUUGCAAGAACUAACAGAGGGAAUUACUGCGUGACAGUCUCACUUCCAGGAACAUUUCAUAAAUCUCUGUCUCUCUCAUGUUCUCUUUUCUUCUCGGUGUUUUCCUAGCCCUCACUUCCCAUCCCUGUUUAUUUUCCUGGGUCUCUCCGACUGGCCUCUCUCCUCCCUGACACAGAUCAUUGGCUUCUCCAUUCUUUCCUGAUUUUAUCUCCUCCCCUCUUUCUGCUCCCUGGCUGGUUCCCCUGCCAGGCAUAUUUUCCUUUCACGCUUUUCAUUUCUAAUUUGCCACCAUCUCUCCCAGGCUCGCCCUUUCUUCUUGUUUUAUUUUAAUUCACAUUUUCCUCUCGCUUCUCCUAGUCCCUCUGGUUAAACCCGCCCUUUCCCUGCCAACCUCAGGAGUUUAAAAAAAAAAAAAAAAGAGACUGACCCAAAAUGAUGAUUUUUUUUCUAAAAGAUUA